CUUGCCUUCAGCGCAGUUUGUUUUGGGAAAUUUGGCGACCUGGCUUCAAAAUCUGGGCCCCCCUUUGCAACUCCACAAAGUCAAGGUUGAUAUGCCACAUCAGUGAUGGAGCCCAUGACGGUCACGACGUCAGUGGUUGGACCUGAUGAGUUCGACCGCAAUGCCCCACGGAUCUGUGGCGUGUGCGGGGACAAGGCCACCGGCUUCCACUUCAACGCCAUGACCUGUGAGGGCUGCAAGGGCUUCUUUAGGCGCAGCAUGAAACGUAAAGCCUCUUUCACCUGUCCAUUCAACGGGAGCUGCACCAUCACUAAAGACAACCGGCGCCACUGCCAAGCCUGUCGUCUUAAACGCUGCAUCGACAUCGGCAUGAUGAAAGAAUUUAUACUGACAGAUGAGGAAGUUCAGAGGAAAAGGGAAAUGAUAAUGAAGAGGAAAGAAGAGGAGGCGGCUCGGGAGGCGCAGAGGCCACGGCUGAAUGAGGAGCAAGCUCGGAUGAUCUCCAGCCUGGUGGAAGCUCACCACAAGACCUACGAUGCCUCCUAUUCUGACUUUUCACGCUUCAGGCCUCCAGUGCGUGACGGCCCGGUAACACGCAGUGCCAGCAGAGCUGCCUCCCUUCACUCCCUGUCUGAUGCAUCCUCUGAUUCAUUUAAUCACUCACCUGAGUCUGUUGACACCAAGAUGAACUUCAGCAACCUGCUGAUGAUGUACCAGGAUGGAGCGAGUAGUCCUGACUCCUGUGAGGAGGACACAAAGCUCUCCAUGCUGCCCCACCUGGCUGACCUGGUCUCUUACAGCAUCCAGAAAGUCAUUGGAUUUGCCAAGAUGAUUCCAGGUUUCAGAGAGCUGACGGCAGAGGACCAGAUUGCUCUGCUAAAGUCGAGUGCCAUUGAGAUCAUCAUGCUGCGCUCAAACCAGUCGUUCAGCCUGGAGGACAUGUCCUGGAGCUGUGGGGGACCCGACUUUAAAUACUGCAUCAAUGAUGUCACAAAAGCUGGUCACACCCUGGAGCUGCUGGAGCCGCUGGUCAAGUUCCAAGUUGGUCUGAAGAAGCUCAACCUGCACGAGGAGGAACACGUGCUGCUCAUGGCCAUCUGCCUGCUGUCCCCAGACCGCCCUGGUGUGCAAGACCAUGCCCGCAUAGAGCAGCUGCAGGACCGUCUGUCAGAGGCGCUACAGGCCUACAUCCGGGUCAACCACCCAGGCGGCCGCCUCCUCUACGCCAAGAUGAUCCAGAAGCUGGCGGACCUGCGCAGUCUGAACGAGGAGCAUUCCAAGCAGUACCGCUCGCUCUCCUUUCAGCCCGAGCACAGCAUGCAGCUUACCCCACUGGUACUGGAAGUGUUCGGCAGCGAGGUGUCAUAGCUGAGGAAGAGGAGGAGGAUCUGUUCUUUAAGGCAGACUCUUCAGACACAGGAGGAUUAACAGACCCUGCUGCCUUUUCCUCAACAAAACCCGAAGGCUUCACCACACCCUGGACGCAGAAGGUGGACGAUCACAUCUUCUUUCUGUCUUCACCUCUUUCAUUAUCUGUCGAUUCCUCACUUUCCUGGAGGAGCAAAACCCAACGUAGGCCAUAACUGGAUCUCUAGAUUCACAAAUAUAAAUCUGCUGCUGGAUCACCCGAAUCUCAAACCUCAUUUGCUUUUCCAAAUAUCCCGACUCGCUCAUUUCCAUCCUUUCCACAACUGCAGAAUCCAAAUGUUUUUCAUCACCAACCUUCGCUGGAUUCUACUUCCUGCAACACUUUCUUAAAGUGGAAACAGCUUGAGAGAUGUCCCCGUCACCUCCCUCUCAUCAUCAUCAUAACUUUUCUUCCUGUUCACAUGGCAACAACAGGAAACAGCGCUCAGAUUCAAAUAUCGUACUCAUGCUCACGGUGAUGAACUUUAUGUAAAUGGCUAAUAACCUUUGGUGGUUUACAGAUUUUAACAGCAAAAUCAUCCAAAUAUAUUCAGCAUCAGCAACCACGAGUGAGCUCGGGAGAAAUAGAAAUACUUUGGUUUGUGAUGGGAGUCGAGCGUUUGUGUUAUUGGCCUCCCCUGUAAAUUCUGCAGAUGUGAAAGAAGAAAUCUUAACUAGUCAAAAUCAUAUGAAGACAGAUUUGUCUGCAAAAAUCUUUUGAUUUGGGAACGAUGGGAAGAAAUGUGCACUUUGAAAAAACAAGAGGAUGCUGGGUAGAUGGGUGGAAAGGGGGUGCAACAUUUUGUUAAAAUUAACAAAGGAAGAAUGUAUGUAUAAUUCUACAUAUGAUAAGUAUAAGCUGUAGUACAAGUCAAACAUUUGGAUGUCUAAUGCUUGGCAAGUACUGUAAAUAGAAAUUAAUAUUUCUGAGAGUGUUAAAUAAUAAUAAUGAUGAUGAUAAAAAGGAUGUCAAGGCCCCUCCUCCUCAGAUAUGUGUGUAUAGGCCACCUUAUAUAAAAAAAAGUGUACACACGGGCACUGAGACGUGUUAUGAGGAGUCCUUCUGUUUUUGCUAUAGUGUGCAAGAAUAUUGAUGGACCACAAGGGGGUGUGUGCACAGGCUCUGACUGAACAUAUAAUGCAACAAGGCUCUUUGUUGUGAUCUCUGAUUUUUGGACCUGUGAAAUUUAUAGGCUGACAUACACAAAGAUAAUUUCCUGUUUUGUGGAUGGCUAUUUUUUCAGAAAAAAAAACAAAAAAAA
This is a messenger RNA of Fundulus heteroclitus (mummichog), 2669 nucleotides long. Its product is annotated as vitamin D3 receptor A. Gene Ontology annotation, molecular function: zinc ion binding; nuclear receptor activity; vitamin D response element binding. Gene Ontology annotation, biological process: cell differentiation; positive regulation of transcription by RNA polymerase II; negative regulation of transcription by RNA polymerase II. NCBI's taxonomy places the organism in Eukaryota, Metazoa, Chordata, Actinopteri, Cyprinodontiformes, Fundulidae. Gene Ontology annotation, cellular component: nucleus. The record is from RefSeq and is a predicted model, not a curated record.